AUGGAACCAACCCGCUACAUUGCUGUCUUGGCAGCAUUGGCAUCCUUCGUAGCAACCUCACCUGCACCAAGUCACCCAAAGGGUUCGCGGCUCUUGUUCACCCAUACUGAUUCUACCCUCCGUGUUGUCAAAACAUCCCCAGCUGAUCCUGGAUCAUGGGUCACCGAUGCGGACAAAGAUGGGUUGAUCGAGAAUGGUGUCCGUUUCAUCGAUAUCACUGACAUCAAGGACGAAGAAGUUCUCGAAAUGAUAUCCACCCCUGAUCACGACUUCAGUCAGUACCUCAACACUCUCGACCUGAAUACUGAAUUAGCCCAGCAAGGGUUAGAUUGGAUGCAGGACGAACACGGUGGUCCAUCUAUGGCCCCUUCUGAGCAACCGACACCGUUCAAUACUGAACGUGCAAUGCGUCACCUCAAGACAAUGACUGAGUUUUGGAGCAGAGAUCACCGGGUGGAAAACGGCACAAAAGCUGCCGAAUGGAUACUCGAAAGUAUUGAGAGGAUCGUUGCCUUGGUCAACCCGCGUAUCGAAUCCGCCGCGUUCGCACAUAACGCCACCAAGCAGCCCUCAGUUAUUGCCAAGCUGCCCGGAGCUACCUCUGACAUUGUUGUCUUCGGUGCCCACUUUGACUCUAUUUCAAGAAAGCCUGGUGGUUAUGCUCCAGGAGCCGACGAUAAUGCUUCUGGAACGGUCGUGCUGCUUGAACUUCUCCGGACACUAGCAGAAAAGACGAGUCACAAGGAUACCGAGCCUUGGCAGCCCCUUCGCAACACAGUUGAGUUCCACUUCUAUGCCGCAGAAGAGGUCGGUUUGCUUGGCUCUUCAGAAAUCUUCUACGAUUACAAGGUCAAAAACAAGACGGUCGUUGCCAUGCUGAACCACGACAUGCUGGGAUUCUCUUCCACUGACAAGGUAUCUCUGGGUGGCGACAAAAUUGACCCACGCCUCACACAUGUCCUCCGAACCAUUGCGAAGCAGCGCGGCAUCGCAACACUGAGCUUUUCUUGCGGUUACGCCUGUUCCGAUCAUGCAAGCGCUCACAACAACAAGUACCCUGCGGCCUUCAUAACUGCCGAUCGUGACCCAACGGGCAACGACAGAAUUCACACCGAUAAAGAUGUCAGUUCCACCAAAUUUCUCUAUGGCCACGCCGAAAGUCGGGUGCUAAUCUUGAUUGCAGACAUUAGAGACGAUCGAUAA
Messenger RNA from Colletotrichum acutatum, 1203 nucleotides. RefSeq lists its product as uncharacterized. Bases 1 to 1203 code for a protein of 400 amino acids. The record is from RefSeq and is a predicted model, not a curated record. Lineage: Eukaryota; Fungi; Ascomycota; Sordariomycetes; Glomerellales; Glomerellaceae. Gene Ontology annotation, molecular function: metalloexopeptidase activity. The transcript is spliced from 5 exons. Gene Ontology annotation, biological process: proteolysis.